AAACGCUGUUAACAAAUUGUGUAGCUGGAUAGUGUGGGCGAAAAGGAAACAUUUCAAGGCGUUCCUAUUUGGUUUUAGACGGGCUGGCAGUGCUGCCGCUUUGGCAUCGGCCAUCGCCGCAACUGUUGUCCUGGGAUACACAAAAGGAUUUGCAGACGCCCAGGACGCGGGAGUAAAUACAACAGCGCCAGCACAUCGCGGCGGAAGCGAAACCGAACUGCACAGCGGCAGUUGAAAUUGAUUGAAAGAACAACAAAAACGGAAAGGUGGGUUGGCUGAGCAUCCAAGUGCGGAGCGCGGGAUUCCUGCCUGUAACCAGAAAUCCUGCGAAAUCAAGGCAAACGUUUGAUGUGCAGCCGCGCGAAGACGCCGACGUGGCAGCCAAACAACCGAAAGAGAGCAAGCAAAAGGACCCCGAAAACCACUCCUCCACCCUUGAAGCCCACUUGUUCAUCUACCUUCAAGGACCUAUUCAAAUAAGCACAGACCGCCAUGUCGCAGACCCAAUUCGAAACCGGCUCGGAUAGUGUCGAUGCCCCGCCGGAAUCCUUCAGCACCGACGAACCACGAGUCGUGUGGCUGAAGACGAUUAUUUCCAAUUUGCUGGGAGUUUUCGAGCCCAAAUACGUGAAUGCCACGAUCAACAAAUGUAUGCCCGCCGUGGACGCUUUCUUUCAGCGACGCUACGAAAGCCAGAAGGAUCUGGAAUACGUCGUCCUGUUCUUUUGGCGCACCUUUUACGACAAACUAAUCGAGGAGGAGAUAACCGUGCUGGAGGAGGUGCCACGUCCACCGCCGACAGUGCCCGACAAGAAGGGCAAGGGCAAAAAGAAGGGUGAUGCUCGAAUGGCGGGUGGAAAGUCCGCUGGCAAAGCCGGAGCAGCUGCAGGAGCAGCCGGAAAAGGACGCAAGAAGGCAGGACAGGAGCCAGCGGCUCCGCCCGGCGGAGAUCAGGAACACAUCGAGGAGGCCAACACAGGCGGAGAAACCACAGAUGCUGAGGUAGAAGGCGAAAUGGAGGGCGAGGAGGAGGCCACCGUCGCCGGCAGUGGCAAGAGCUCCGCCAGAUCCAGACGCUCCAAAAAGAAGAAGAAGCCGAGCUAUGUCCCAGUUUACGUGGAAGUGAAGAAACUAGUUCCUGCGUACGUGCAGACGCCACAAAUUCAUUGCCACUUCGGACAGAUGGAGUCCGAGGAUCUCGACCCGAAAAUAAAAUACACCUACAUAGUGCGGAAGAACAGGAGGGAGAUACCCUGGUUCAAUGAGAUACCGACUUGCUUCGCACAAAUGCCGCUGUACUUUCUGAUUGGAACCGUUCGGGGCUCACUCAUCAACUCACUGCGCGAUGACUUAAACUUGGUUUACAAGAGCGCCAUUCAAUUUCAAUUUCGCGAACCGGCCACAGCGGACAGCCAGCAAAUGGACAGUUAUGAGGGGCAGGCCGCAGGAUCCGGAGGAGGAGCGGGCGAUGCCGGCGAGGAUAUAUCCAGCGAGGCCAAGGAAUCGGGACCGGGUCUAUUGGAGCUAUCCAAACCAUCGGAAUUUCGUUUGAGAGCGCUUAAACAACAAAAGAAGAAGAAGCACGCCGAGGCGGCUGCCAAAAAGGCGAAGGCCCAGAAACCGGAGGGAGAACCCACAGAGGAAGACGAGGAAGGCGACGCCCACAAAAUCGACGCCGCCCAUUUAUCGUCGUCCGAAGAAGAGGUGGAAGUGAAGGUCGAAAAGCUGACGAUUGCCCAGCGUUGGGAGAAAAUGCUCACUGAGACGAAGGCCAAAGUGGAGGCCGAACACGCCGCCGAGGAGGUCACGCCCCCAAAAAUCACGCCCAUCCAGAGACGGAUACUAAAAGAAAUCGAGGAGUUCCAGAGCGAAAUCACCUGGACCAUCAACCACAUUGUCUGGGCCUUCAGCUUGCCCUCGUCCUACAUACUUCCUGGUCAGGAGGAGACCGAGUUCGAGGACGCCAUCAUCCGAGUGCCAGUCGAUCCCAAGCGAUUGGAUCUGGUGAUCACCUACACUCAGCAGCAACUUGAGGAGAUCGUCGACGGUUGGAUCAAAUACCUCAAGAAGACAAUGAAAUCUUUGACUGAUGCCAAGCUGGAUGAUUUCACUCCGAUGGCCGAGCAUCGAUAUUGGCACAAAAUGGAGGUGGAACUCUACGGCACUUUGGAGCAGUUGAAAACUGAAUUCGUGGUGGCUGUACUUCAAAGACUUACUGAUGACAAUUCCCCGGUUCUGGCCGAGUGGCAAAACGUUUUGGAGAAAACAGAAGCUCGCUUUAAGUUGGCCAAGGAGAACUCCGAUUACUUAGGUACCAUCAUAGACUAUCUGGAGAAAGUGCGCAGCUAUGAGAGCUUCAAGAUGGUGGUGCUCCAGAUCCCCAACAUCAUGGUUGGGCUGCGCCACAUCUGGACCAUGUCCAGCCACUUUUGCCGGGAUCCCGAGAUGCAGGUCUUGCUCUGCCAGAUCUCCAAUGUGUUCGUUCAGAAGGUGAAGAGCAUCAUCAACUUCGAGAACAUAUUCAAGUACUCGGCAACCUACACCUACGAGACGGCCACCAACUGUGCCAAUUUACUGCGCUGCUGGAAGCAGGCCUACAAGCUCAGUCGCCAGCACAUCGAGGAUUCGGGGGCAGGAUCCCGUUGGGAAUUCGACAGCGUGGCGCUCUUCAACGAGGUCAAUCACAUCCAUCGCGUGGCCGUGGACAUUGCCUAUGUGGGUCGGGUGUUCGUCCAGUAUGAGAAUCUUUUUGGACAUCGGCUAAAGGCCUGCAUUGCGGAUCCUUCAAUUGUGGACAAUUUGAUGCGUAAGGUCUACCGUAUGCUCGAUGAUUUGAUCAAGAGCGUGGACUACGACAUGUUCAGGCCAGGAAACUGGGAGAACUGGGAGUACUCUCUGGAGAUGUUCAACAAGCGGCUGGACAACGUUGAGAACGAGGCCAAGAAUGUGAUCGACCAGAGCAUCAAUUCGCUGCUGUCUUCUGAAAAAGGCCUCGAUCUGAUCAUCAAUGCCAUGAACAUCGAUACGAGACAAGGACUCCAAGAGUUUGUGUCCACCAAACACGAGAACCUACUGCGAUUCUUUGUUACUGAGAUUAAUGCUGUAGAGCGGGUGUUUACGAAAUUGAAAAAGUCACCGCCCAUGGCAAAACAUCAGCCGGCCAAAAUAAGCGCCAUUUUCUGGGCCCGCCUGCUUGGCAAAAAGCUCAAGACCUCUGUGCUGGCAUUCAAAAGGGUGGAAGAUGAGCCCGCUAUUAAAAAUAGCUUCCUUAAGCGCAGUUCCUUUAAGCAGUACUUCGAGUUGAUGACGGUAAUGUUCCAGUUUGAGAAGGUGCUCUUCGAGAACUUUAUCCAGACCGCCACGUACCUCGUGAACACGACGAACCGAUCGAAUGUGCUAAGUAUUCGAAUAUGCAAGGAAGCUACUAUGGCCUAUAUCUCUGAAGCCGUUCAAACCCUGAAGGCAAAACCCCGGGAAAUUCAGACUAGCGGCGGUUCCAAGCGUGUAACUCCCGUGAAAUCGAAUCUUGCGCAGCUUCAGUCAAAAGCCUCCAGUGCCUUUAGUUUAGCCGAAUCGGUGAUAACAGAACUCAGUUCUUCGUCCGAGGAUGAGGCCUUGGCGGUGGGCGACACAUCUCAAAAGAAGCUAAUGUGCCGCAUCAACCGACUGACCGUUUUAGUGGCCAUGAUCAUGUGGAUGCUCAGCAGUACGCGAAAGGCCAACAUACAACUGCAGGAGUGUAUAUCCUUUAUCAAAAUGGUCAAGGAAAAGAAACCCAAAGAUGUCACGCUUAUGGAUAAGCACUGUGUGAGGACCUGCGAAUUGCUACAACGUGCCGAGUCACAGUAUCUGUUGCCCAUUUGGCGCGAAUUGGUGGAGGACAAGACCCUGAUCGAGUAUGACAUGGACUUUGUCGUCAAUCUAAAGCGCGAUGUAUUCGAUGUUCUGUUCGAGGCCCAGCAAUUUGAGCACCUGGGCUUCACACUUCCCACUGUGCUGCGUACGGCGAUCAUGAAGAAGGAUCUGCUCUUCAAGGACUUCGAAAGGAUGAGCGAAGUGAUCGAGAAGUACAGGGCGAUUAUCAGCAACCUCUCGAUGUCCGAGGUGAUCUUCCUCCGGGGCCACAUUUAUGACACGGAGCUCUUCAUCCAAAUGGGAGUGGGGCGCUACACUUGGACCUCCUUUAACAUAGGCAAAUUCUGCGAUCAAAUCAAUUCGCAGCUCCGUAAGCUCACUUCUAUAGUCUCGCAAAUCAACUUUAUUCGCCUGGAUCUGCGAUCUCGCAUUGAUAUGAUAAAGAGCUACAAUUUGUUUAACCUUGAUGAAGAACUCAAGGGUGAGAGAAAAUCGAUUACCUCGGAACUAUCCGAGAGCAUGCAGGAGCAAAAGAAUACGUCGAGAGGGUUCAAAUCCACGACUGGCGGAACUGUGACUAUGUUCACUGUCGAAAAGGCGGUGCCCGCAGAGGAAAUGGCAGAGCAAAUCUGUGGGUCGGGCAUUUAUCCCUGUCAGGGAUAUUUCGAACUGCUGGAGGCCUCGCGCAAUCGGAAGGCGGCGCAGAUGAAAAAACUUUACGAUUCCCUGGGUCCAGUGUUGGUCAAGUUGGAGAGCUUGGUACUCGGAACAUUUUCGGGCAGAUCGGACCGAAUGAAAACCUACUAUGAAUUCUGGGAAGAAGAGACAUACAAGUGCAUUGUUGACAUGACAUAUCAGAAUCUCAAGUGCUUUAUAAACCGACUACUCUCCGAUAAACCCAUGUUUGAGGUCAACGCUGUGCUUCUAAUGUCCGAGAUCGUUUUAGAACCUUCAGUUCAGGAGCUGCAGAACACCAUAGUAACUGCCACUAAAGACUACAUCUCGAGGAUGAAAAUGUUUACACGCUGGAUGACCGGAACGUGCAUCGCCUGUCCUCUUGUGGAAAUGGGCAAAGCGUUCAAGUACAACUACACCUACUAUGAGGACGUUAUCCAGAUAAAAGCCAUUGUGGAUUUGGUCAUAAACAUACACGAUUUGGCUGUUAAAGUAGCCAACGAAGCUAGGUGUUUUGUGUCUCAAUUUCGCAAGUACUUCAAUCUGUGGGCCUUCGAGAAAGGCUACAUCUGCCAAAAGUUCCUGGAGAAGCAGGUGACGCUCAUCGAAAUCGAUGAGAAAUUUACAUUUUACUCGUCCAUUGUGGAAACGCUGGCCAACACCCGCAAGUACCAGGACAUCAAGUGUGUGCGCAUAAAUUUGCAGCCUCUGCUGGAGAGCAUAACGCAGCAUGCCCAGGAUUGGUGCACCACACUUGGCGAGGAGCUGUUGCGCCAUGUGAACGACAACAUGAGGGCCAUGCGUAACGAAAUCAAAACCCUCAGCCUGAACCUCAACAAGACCACACGCGAGCUGGAGGACUUCAAGCUGGUCAUGACCACCAUUGCCACGGUGCAGUCGACGACAUUGUCCAACGAGCAGAAAAUCCACGAAAUGCAAGAGACCUUCACCAUUCUCAGCGAGCACAAAAUCAUGUUCCCCUACGAGGACAUGCUGAUGGCCCACCACCUGGAGAAGCGCUGGAAGAGGUUGUUCCUGUCGGCCUUGUAUCGCUACGAGAAGCUGCAACCAAUUAAGCAGAAAUUCGCCGACAUGACUUCCGUCGAAAUCGAUGAGUUCUGCGAUGAUCUGGGCGAGUUUAUCAAGGACUACGAUGAGAACGGGCCAGGAUCCGUGGGUGCCGAACUGGAGCGAGGUGUGCGUCUGAUGGAUCCCUAUGGGCAGAAAAUCGCCGAGCGAGAAGCUCGACGGGAAGAAUUGGCCAACGCAGAGAGGCUAUUUGAUAUGGCCAUGGUGGACUACCACGAGUUUGCCCGGGUGCAAACGGAGUUCGAGGGUUUGCAGCAGCUGUACAAACUCUACAAGGCGCAGAAAUUCGCUCGCGAGGGCUGGGGCAAGACCUUGUGGGCCGAUCUGGAUCCCAAUGUGCUGACCGAGGGCGUUGAGAGCUAUCUGAAGGAGUUCCGGAAAUUGACCAAGCCGGUGCGCACGCUGCCAGUUGGCGUGCAGCUGGAGAUCCACAUGAAGCAGUUCAAGGGCACCGUGCCCCUGAUGGUCAGCCUCAAGCACGAGGCCCUGCGCGAGCGCCACUGGCUGCAGUUGAUGGAGAAGACCGGCCAGUACUUCGACAUGUCGCCGGCCCGCUUCACGUUGGAGAACAUGUUCGCGAUGCAGCUGCACAAGUAUCAAGACAUCGCCGAGCAGAUCCUGACCAACGCCAUCAAGGAGCUGCAAAUCGAGCGGGGUGUCCAGGCCGUCAUCGAGACCUGGGCCACGAUGGCCUUCAAGACCUUCAAGCACUACAAGGGCAUGGAGGACCGCGGCUGGGUUCUGGGGCCAGUGGACGAGAUCAUGCAGGUGCUCGAGGACAACGCCAUGAACCUGCAGUCCAUGGGAGCGAGUCAAUUUAUUGGGCCUUUUCUGGAGACGGUGAACAAGUGGGAGCGGACCUUGGCCCUCAUCUCGGAGAUCAUCGACGAAUGGCUGGUGGUGCAGCGCAAGUGGCUCUAUCUGGAGGGCAUCUUCAUUGGCGGCGACAUUCGCACCCAGCUGCCGGAGGAGGCGCGGAAAUUCGAUGACAUUGACAAGUCGUACCGCAGGAUCAUGGUCGAUUGUGCCAAAAAUCCGUUAGUGGUGCCAUUCUGCACACUGCCGGGUCGCUUAGUGGAAAUACAGGGCCUGGGCAUUGGCUUGGAAAAUUGUCAGAAGUCGUUAAACGAAUAUUUGGACUCGAAGCGUCGCAUUUUCCCGCGUUUCUAUUUCAUAUCCACCGAUGAGCUGCUCUCGAUCCUGGGCAGCAGUGAGCCAUCUGCAGUGCAGAACCACAUCAUUAAGAUGUACGACAACAUCAAGUCGCUGCGCCUGGUGAAGGAGGGCAGCCAGACGAUUGUUACCGCCAUGAUUUCCAGCGAGGGCGAGGUCAUGGAGUUUCGGCACUCCGCUCGAGCAGCGGGACGCGUGGAGUUCUGGAUGAACGAUGUGCUGGACGAAAUGCGGCGCUCCAAUCGCUUCAUAAACAAGACGGCCAUCUACGAUUUUGGCACGGAUCUGCAAAUUUCAAGGCCCGACUGGCUAAUGAACUACCAGGGAAUGAUUGGACUGGCGGCGAGUCAGGUCUGGUGGACCGCCGAGGUGGAGGAGGCCUUCGACCAGGCCCAAAACCACGGCAACAUGAGGGCCAUGAAGGACUUCCUGGGCAAGAACAACUACCAGAUCGAGGAGCUGGUCUUAAAAGUGCGUUCCAAUCUUUCGCGCAACGAUCGAUUGAAAUUCAAGGCCCAGUGCACGGUGGAUGUCCACGCGAGGGACAUCAUCGACAACUUUGUGCGGGACAAUGUCCUGGACGCCAGCGAGUUCAGUUGGGAGAGCCAGCUGCGCUUCUACUGGAUCAAGUUCUACGACAAUCUGCAUGUGCUCCAGUGCUCUGGCAGCUUUGACUUCGGCUACGAGUACAUGGGUCUCAACGGCCGCCUGGUCAUCACCCCGCUCACGGAUCGCAUCUACCUGACCAUCACCCAGGCGCUGCUCAUGAAUCUGGGCGGAGCUCCGGCAGGACCAGCCGGAACGGGCAAAACGGAGACCGUCAAGGAUCUGGCCAAGGCCAUGGGGCUGCUCUGCGUGGUGACCAACUGCGGCGAGGGCAUGGACUACCGGGCAGUGGGCACCAUUCUCUCCGGCUUGGUCCAGUGCGGCGCCUGGGGAUGCUUUGAUGAGUUCAACAGAAUAGACAUCUCCGUGCUCAGUGUGAUUUCCACCCAGCUGCAGACCAUCAGGAAUGGCUUGAUUAGGAAACUGGAACGGUUUGUGUUUGAAGGCGUUGAGAUCAAGCUGGAUCCCAAGUGCGGCGUGUUUGUGACCAUGAAUCCUGGCUACGCUGGUCGCACGGAGUUACCCGAGUCCGUGAAGGCUCUCUUCCGUCCAGUGACCUGUAUCAAACCAGAUCUCGAGUUGAUCUGCUUAAUCUCCCUCUUCUCCGAUGGCUUCCUAACCGCCAAAGUGCUGGCCAAGAAGAUGACCGUUCUCUACUCCCUGGCACAAGCUCAACUAUCCAAGCAGUGCCACUACGAUUGGGGUCUGCGAUCCCUGAACUCUGUAUUGAGAAUGGCCGGUGUGAUGAAGCGCCAGUCGGAGGAUCUUCCUGAGGCGGUGGUGCUGAUGCGAGUGCUGCGCGACAUGAACUUCCCCAAGUUCGUGUUCGAGGAUGUGCCGCUCUUCCUGGGGCUCAUCAAGGAUUUGUUUCCGGGCAUCGACUGUCCCCGCAUCGGCUAUCCGGACUUCAAUGCGGCCGUGCGUCAUGUGCUGGUCAACGACGGCUACAUUCUGCUUCCCGAUCAGGAGGACAAAGUGGUGCAGAUGUACGAGACCAUGAUGACCCGGCACUCGACCAUGUUGGUGGGUCCAACAGGUGGCGGGAAAACGGUGGUCAUAAAUGCCCUGGUCAAGGCGCAGACCCACAUGGGCCUGCCCACCAAGUGCCUUGUGCUUAACCCCAAGGCCUGCUCUGUGAUUGAAUUAUACGGCUUUCUGGAUAUGGAAACGAGGGACUGGAUUGAUGGAUUGUUUUCAAAUAUAUUCCGUGAAAUGAAUAAGCCCAUCGAGCGUGAGGAGCGCCGCUACGCCUGCUUCGAUGGAGAUGUGGACGCCCUGUGGAUCGAGAACAUGAACUCGGUGAUGGAUGACAACAAGCUGCUGACGCUGGCGAACGGCGAGCGCAUUCGCCUGGAGAACUACUGCGCCCUGCUCUUCGAGGUGGGAAACCUGAACUACGCCUCCCCCGCCACGGUUUCCCGGGCAGGAAUGGUUUACGUGGACCCGAAGAACCUGCGGUACAGUCCCUACUGGCAGCGGUGGGUCCUCACCCGGCCGGAGCCCCAGCGGGAGCUGCUGAACGACUUCUUCGAGAAGAUCAUCACGCAGGCAAUAGCUUUCAUUUUAGAGGGUCUGGAUGGCACCACGCAGGGGAAUCCCUUGAAACUGGUUAUUAUGCAGACGGAUCUUAACAUGACCACGCAGUUCUGCAACCUGUACGACGCCCUGCUGCCCAACUACGUGAUGGACAGCAAGAACUACGACGAGCCAGUGCUGCAGACGUACAACACGGACACUCUGGAGUGCUGCUUCCUGCAGGCCGUCUACGGAUCCCUGGGCGCCUGCCUGCUGGAGAAGCACCAGAUCGUGUUCGACGAGUACAUGAAACGCAUAUCCGGCUUCCCACUGGUGCAGGACACCCCGGAGAGUCCCGCAUCCGGAGGGCAGUUCCCGCAGAGCAAGCCCACGCUGUACGACUACUUCUGGGACAUCAAGGACAACGUGUGGAAGGCCUGGGAGUGGGUGGUGCAGCCGUACACGCACGACCCGCAGGUGAAGUUCAGCGAGAUCCUGGUGCCCACGGUGGACAACACGCGGACAAACCGAACACUGAGUCUGAUGAGCGAGAUCAAACGACCCGUUCUGCUGGUGGGCGAGGCGGGAACAUCAAAGACGGCCACCAUCAUGCAAUAUUUGCGCAAUCUCAAUCCGAGUGUCAACGUCAUACUCAAUAUUAAUUUUUCAUCGAGGACCUCCUCGCUGGAUGUGCAGCACACUCUGGAGGCGGCCGUCGAGAAGCGCACCAAGGAUACGUACGGGCCACCGAUGGGCAAGAGAAUUGCCUGCUUUAUUGAUGACAUGAACAUGCCGCAGGUGGAUGAGUACGGCACCCAGCAGCCAAUCGCCCUGCUGAAGCUAUUCUUCGAGCGCGGCGGAAUGUACGACCGCGACAAGGAUCUCAACUGGAAGAAGUUCAAGGACCUCACCUUCUACGCAGCCAUGGGAACGGCGGGCGGCGGUCGAAACGAGGUGGAUCCCCGGUUCAUCAGCAUGUUCUCAACGUACAACAUCAUAUUCCCCAACGACGAGUCCCUCAUCCAGAUCUACUCGUCCAUCUUCAAAGGCCACAUGACCUUCGUCAAGUUCCAGGACAAGUAUAUGAUGAUAGCCGACAUGAUUGUACACAUGACACUAAAGCUGUUCAAGAUUGUGAUUGUGGAUCUGCCGCCGACGCCCUCCAAGUUCCACUACAUCUUCAAUCUGAAGGAUCUGUCGCGCAUUUUCGCCGGAAUGCUGUUGAUCGAGCCCACCUGCUUCAAGAAUCUGCGGGACUUGAUCAGAGUGUGGCGCAACGAGUACACCAGGAUCAUCUGCGAUCGCCUGAUAGCGGAUUCUGACAUUGCUAAUGUGCGUAAAACUCUGGCUGCUGAAGUGGCCGAUCGUUUUCCUCCGUCCUUUGAGGAGGAGCACGGAUUCAUUGAUGCAGCGGAGGCGGAAGCAGAGGCUCAAGCUCGACUGCUCUACGAACCGUCUAAAACAGACAUGGACAUGGGAGAAGAGGAAGGUGAAGAGGAAGAGGAGGGCGAGGAGGCACCUGCGGUGAUACUAAAUCUUAAGGACUACGUCCUGCGGGAUCCGCUGCUCUUUGGUGACUUCCGCAACUUCACCAACGAAUCGGAGGCCCGUUUGUACGAGGAUUUGCUGGACUACCCCUCUGUUUUCUCCCUGUUCACCGAGAUCCUGGAGGAGUACUGCGAACGCAAGCAGAAGAUGACGCUGGUUCUCUUCGAGGACUGCCUGGAGCAUCUGACCCGAGUCCACCGAACACUGCGCAUGAAUCGCGGCCAUGUGCUGCUCAUUGGAGUUGGUGGCAGUGGAAAGAAGUGCAUCACCCGACUGGCAUCCUUCGCAGCCGAGUGUGAAGUGUUCGAGAUCACCAUUUCACGAGGUUACAAUGAGGCCGCCUUCCGCGAGGACCUCAAGGUCCUGUACACCAUAGCGGGCGUGAAGCGGAAGAAAGUUGUCUUCCUGUUUACGGGAGCUCAGGUGGCCGAGGAGGGUUUCUUGGAGCUGAUCAACAAUAUUCUCACAGUGGGUCAGGUUCCUGCUUUGUUCCCAGAUGAAGACAAAGACGGCAUUGUCAAUCAAGUGCGCAAGUUUGCCGAGGAGGAGGGUAUUUCGGCUUCCAAAGACGCUGUUUGGGCCUACUUCCUGCGCACCUGUGCGGAAAACCUUCACGUGGUCCUCUGCAUGUCUCCGGCUGGCGAUGCGCUGCGCAAUCGGUGCCGCAAUUUCCCGGGACUCAUCGGCAGUACCUACAUCGACUGGGUGUUCCCGUGGCCCCGACAGGCAUUGUACGCGGUGGCCAAGCUCUUCCUGACCGAGCAUCGCCUUAUUCCGGCCGACCAUCGGGAUGCCAUCGUCGAGCACGUGGUCCAUGUGCACACCACCAUCCAGCAGUACUCGAAGGACUAUCUGGCCAAACUGAGGCGCAACAACUUUGUGACGCCGAAACACUAUUUGGACUAUAUAAAUACCUACAGGGGAUUGUUGGAGGAAAAGGCCAAAUUCAUCACCCAACAACGAUCGCGUCUUGGAGAGGGAAUCAAGAAAAUCGAGGAGGCGUCGGUGCAAAUCGACGAGCUCCGCAUUAUUGUCACGGAGCAAAAGAAGAACGUAGCUGUUGCCUCGGAGGAAUGCGAGGCCAUGCUGGUGACCAUCGAGUCGUCCACCCAGAAGGCCAAUGUAAAGAAGGCUGAGGCAUCAGAGAAAUCCGUUGAAGUGGAAAUCAAGGGCAAGCAGAUUGCCAUCGAAAAGGACGAGGCCGAGGAGAUCCUGGCCGAGGCGAUGCCGGCCCUCGAGGAGGCCAGAUUGGCUCUGUCCCAAUUGGAAAAGGCCCAGAUCACGGAGAUCCGAUCCUUUGCCACUCCACCAGCUGCAGUGCAGGUGGUCUGCGAAUGUGUGGCCAUUCUGAAAGGAUAUAAGGAGAUCAAUUGGAAGAGUGCCAAGGGAAUGAUGAGCGACGUGAACUUCCUGAAGAGCUUGAUGGAAAUGGAUUGCGAGGCGUUGACCCAGAAGCAGAUAACCCAGUGCAGGCAGCACAUGAAGAGCGGAAACCUGGAGGACAUGGCCAAGAUCUCCAUCGCCGGAGCAGGACUUCUUAGAUUCGUAAGGGCUGUUUUGGGCUUCUUCGACGUGUACAAGGAGGUGAAGCCGAAGAAGGAGCGGCUGGACUUCCUCGUAGAAGAGCAAGACGUGCAGAUCAAACUGCUCAACCACUUGAACUCUGAGAUCCAAAAGCUGGAGGAGAAGCUGAACCAGUUGAACGAAAACUAUGCAACCUCCAUGAAACAGAUGAAAGCCCUUACUGAAAUGAUGCAGCAGGCUGAGCGGCGGCUGAUCGCCUCCGAUAAACUGAUCAGCGGCUUGAGCUCCGAAUUGAUCCGCUGGAGCAAGGAGAUGGCCAGCCUGGGCCAGCAGCUGAUCGACAGCGUGGGAGUUUGCCUCAUCAGUGCCUCGUUUUUGGCCUACACAGGCGCCUUUACCUGGGAAUUCCGCAAGGCGAUGGUCUUCGAUGACUGGCUGGAGGACAUCGUUUCCCUGGGAAUUCCCAUUCAGCUGCCCUUCAGGAUCGAUGGCUACCUCACCACCGAUGUGGAGAUCUCGCAGUGGACCAACGAGGGUCUGCCGCCCGACGAGCUGUCCAUUCAGAACGGCAUCCUCACCAUGAGAGCAUCUCGCUUCCCCCUUUGCAUUGAUCCCCAGCUGCAGGCGCUUCAGUGGAUUCGCAAGAGGGAGUUCCGCCACAACCUCAAAGUGCUCUCCUUCAGCGAUUCGGACUUUCUCAAGCAGCUGGAAAUGGCCAUCAUGUAUGGAACACCCGUGCUGUUCGAGGAUGUGGACGAUUACAUAGACCCGGUGAUAGAUGACAUCCUGCAGAAGAACAUUCGCAUUCAGGGCGGUCGCAAGUUCGUCAUGCUGGGAGACAAAGAGGUGGACUGGGAUCCUGGUUUCAGGGUCUACCUCACCACCAAGUUCUCCAAUCCCAAGUUCGAUCCUGCCGUGUACGCCAAGGCAUUGGUUAUCAACUAUACGGUGACCCAAACUGGGUUGGAGGAUCAGCUGCUGAGCGUGGUGGUGGGCACCGAGCGGCCGGAUCUGGAGGCUCAGCGAGAGUCCCUGAUUGAGCAGACCAGUGAAAACAAGCAGCUCCUGCAGCAGUUGGAGGACUCGCUGCUCCGUGAGCUGUCCACCUCGACGGGCAACAUGCUGGACAACGUGGAGCUGAUAGAAACUCUGGAAAAUACGAAAACCAAAGCGGGCGUCGUCAUGGAGCAACUGAAACUGGCAGCGGAUACGGCGGCUGACAUUGAGGUCCUGCGAAACGGUUACCGACCGGCUGCCAAACGAGGAGCAGUGCUCUUCUUCGCCCUUUCGGAUAUGGCCACUGUUAAUAGCAUGUACCAGUAUGCCCUGGCCGCCUAUCUGGAUGUCUUCGUCUACUCCCUCCGCAAAGCUGUGCCGGAUGCGAGUCUGAACAAGCGACUGAACAACAUCAUCAAAACGCUGACGGAGAACGUCUACUGCUACGGAUGCACGGGCAUCUUUGAGCGGCACAAGCUGCUCUUCUCCUUCCAGAUUGCCACGAAGCUGGCCCAGAGGGACGGCAUCCUGCUGCAGUCGGAGCUGGACUUCUUCAUCAAGGGCAGCAUCGCGCUGACCAAGAGCGAGCGGUCCAAUCCCUGCAAGUGGCUGGGCGAGAAGAGCUGGGAGGAUGUGCUCAAGUUGAGCUUCGACUUCCCGGAAACCUUCGGCACCUUGCCAGACCACUUUGGUCGAUUCAACGCCGAGUGGAAGGAGUGGUUCGACUUGGAGAAUCCCGAGGAGGUGGCAUGUCCGGGCGACUACAACAUCAAUUGCAAUGCAUUCCAGAAAUUAAUGUUCCUGCGCUGCUUCCGCGUGGAUCGCAUCUUCCGGUGCAUAAAUCAAUACAUCGUCGAGACGAUGGAUGAGUUCUAUAUUAUGCCUCCGGUGGUGAGCUUCGCGGCCAUCUACGAGCAGACCUCCAGCACGAUUCCCGUGUGCUUUGUACUGAGUGCCGGUUCGGAUCCCACCAACGAUCUGAUAAAGCUGGCGGACACUAUCGUGGGCAUGUCCAACUUCAGCCACAUCUCACUGGGACAGGGACAGGAGAAGGCUGCUCUGCGACUGCUGGACACAGCCAUCAAGCAGGGAAUGUGGCUGAUGCUGCAGAAUGGACACCUGCUGAUCAGGUUCGUCCGGGAGCUGGAGAAGUAUCUGGACCGCAUCGAGAACCCGCACCCGGACUUCCGACUGUGGAUAACCACAGAUCCCACGCCCACCUUCCCCAUUGGCAUUCUGCAGAAGUCGCUCAAGGUGGUCACGGAGCCACCCAAUGGCCUCAAGUUGAAUCUGCGCUCCACAUACUUCAAAGUGCGGCAGGAGCGCCUCGAGAGCUGCUCCCAUCCCGCCUUCAGGCCACUGGUCUACGUGCUGGCCUUCUUCCACGCAGUCGUCCAAGAGCGCCGCAAGUACGACAAGCUGGGCUGGAACAUAGCGUACGAUUUCAACGACACGGAUUUCGAGGUGUGCACCGAGAUCCUGCGCACCUAUCUGACGCGCUGUGGCUCGAAAAUACCGUGGAACAGUUUGAAGUACCUAAUUGGCGAGGUGAUGUAUGGCGGAAGGGUCAUCGACGACUUCGACCGGCGCAUCACCAACUGCUACAUGAACGAGUACAUGGGCGACUUCCUGUUCGACGAGUUUAAGGUCUUCCACUUCUACGAGGACGAGAACGUGGACUACUGCCUGCCGGAGGAGGAGACCAUCCUGAAGGAGGACUACAUAGCGCACAUCGACAAACUGCCGCUGGUCAACAAGCCGGAUGUAUUUGGUUUGCAUCCGAACGCGGAAAUCGGUUAUUACACAAUGGCGGCCCGCAACAUUUGGAACAGUUUGAUUGAGCUGCAGCCGCAGACUGGUGAGGGAACCGGAGGAAUAAGCCGCGAUGACUUCAUCGACUCGGUGGCAGCAGGCAUCCUGAAGAAGCUGCCCCCUGCCUUCGAGACCUGGCGCAUCCGCAAACAGAUCCAGAUGAGCCUGUCGCCCACCGGAGUGGUGCUCCUGCAGGAGCUCGACCGCUUUAAUCUGCUGGUCGUGCGGAUCAAGAAGACGCUGGAGCUGCUCCGCAAGGCGAUUGCCGGCGAAAUCGGCAUGGACAAUGUGCUGGACAACAUUGCCAACUCGUUGUUCAAUGGCCUCCUGCCAGCCGCGUGGAGCAAGUUGGCGCCGGCGACAUGCAAACAGUUGGCCAGCUGGCUGGAGCAUUUGCGGCUCCGUGCCGUGCAAUACAAAUACUGGACGCUUUCCGGAGAGCCCCUGGUCAUGUGGUUGUCGGGUCUGCAUAUUCCGCAGAGUUAUCUCACGGCCCUAGUGCAGAUUGCCUGUCGCCGAAACGCCUGGCCGCUGGAUCGCUCCACGCUGUUCACCUACGUAACCAAGUUUGCGGACCCCGACGAUGUGGAGGAGCGUCCUGUGACGGGCUGCCUGGUGCACGGUCUGUACAUCGAGGGCGGGCGCUUUGACUUGGCCACUAAUCAGCUGGCGCGUUCCCGUCCCAAGGUUCUGGUCGAGGAGCUGGCCAUCCUCGCCGUGGAGCCCAUUGAGGCGCACCGUCUCAAGCUGCAGAAUACUUACCUUGCCCCGGUUUAUACAACAUCGUUGCGAAGGAACGCCAUGGGCGUCGGCCUGGUCUUUGAGGCUAAUCUGGCCACUUCCGAGGAUCUGAGCCACUGGAUUCUGCAGGGCGUCUGUCUUACCCUCAAUACAGAUACCUAGGACGUUUCAUUUAUAAGAAGGCUGACUAUUUGUUAAUAUUAGUUGUUCGUAGUCGAAAUGUUUGUACCACAUUCUAGUACUUCCGUGUAAAUAAAUACUUAGAUCAAAAUCUUGAAAAUUAAA
Drosophila ficusphila is the source of this 15819-nucleotide messenger RNA. It is a transcript of the gene Dhc98D, whose product is annotated as dynein axonemal heavy chain 10. Gene Ontology annotation, cellular component: dynein complex; axoneme. The record is from RefSeq and is a predicted model, not a curated record. Lineage: Eukaryota; Metazoa; Arthropoda; Insecta; Diptera; Drosophilidae. Gene Ontology annotation, molecular function: dynein intermediate chain binding; ATP binding; ATP hydrolysis activity. Gene Ontology annotation, biological process: microtubule-based movement.